Molecule: messenger RNA, 1287 nt
Organism: Thlaspi arvense
Lineage: Eukaryota; Viridiplantae; Streptophyta; Magnoliopsida; Brassicales; Brassicaceae
Source: the annotation of a GenBank genome assembly
AUGGCCAGGCAGCGAUGGGUCGAAGUUAAAAUCAGUUUGUUAUCAAGGGGGGUGGUGGUCGGGAUCGCCAUCGGGGGAGGAUUCGCUGUGCUUGUUGCAUUGACUUUGAUUUGGUUCCGUUGUAAGAAGAAACGAAGAAGAGACCAUGAAGCACAUCCUGCUCCUAAAGCUGGAGGCACUUACGGUGGGCAGCAGCAACAAAAUGCAUCACAACCUUCAGAUCAUGUGGUAACGUCACUGCCACCACCUAAACCUCCCUCUCCACCACAACAACCUCCUCCGCCACCGCCUUUCCUGAGCAGCAGCAGCGGCUACGACUCAAACUACUCGGAUCAAUCAGUUCUUCCAUCAUCUCCAGGGAUGGCAUUAGGCAUCUAUCAAGGCACUUUCAGUUACGAUGAACUAGCAAGAGCCACCAAUGGAUUCUCUGAAGCCAAUUGGUUAGGAAAAGGCGGGUUCGGAUAUGUGUACAGAGGUAUAUUGCGUAAUGGAAAAGAAAUCGCCGUGAAACAGUUGAAAGCUGGGAGUGCUCAGGGAGAGAGAGAGUUUCAGGCAGAGGUCGGAAUCAUUAGCCGAGUUUACCACAAGCAUUUGGUUGCUCUUGUCGGUUACUGCAUCGCCGGUGAUCAGAGAUUGCUUGUCUAUGAGUUUGUUCCUAACAACAAUCUUGAGUUUCACCUCCAUGGGAAGGGAAGGCCUCCGAUGGAAUGGAGCUCAAGAUUGAAGAUUGCAAUUGGUGCUGCCAAAGGAUUGUCGUAUCUUCAUGAAAAUUGCAAUCAUAAAAUCAUCCACCGUGAUAUCAAGGCGGCAAACAUAUUGAUUGAUUUCAAAUUUGAAGCAAAGGUUGCUGAUUUUGGUCUUGCCAAGAUUGUUCCCGACACAAACACUCAUGUAUCUACACGUGUGAUGGGAACCUUUGGGUAUUUGGCUCCCGAAUACACCGGAAGCGGAAAGCUCACAGAAAAGUCUGAUGUUUACUCAUUUGGCGUUGUACUUUUGGAGCUAAUAACCGGGCGACGCCCUGUUGAUGCAAACAAUGACUUUGCAGAUAACAGCCUGGUUGAUUGGGCACGACCAUUGCUUACACGAGCACUUGAGGACAGCAACUCUGAAAGCUUGGUUGAUACAAAGCUGAAUAAUGAGUAUGACAAAGAAGAGAUGGCUCGCAUGGUUGCCUGUGCUGCAGCUUGUGUUCGCCAUAUAGCUCGCAGUAGACCUAACAUGGACCAGGUAACUUCAUCAUUCUUUUCUUUAGGAGGGAUGGGCAUUUUGGUUUUUUGGUUUUGA